Messenger RNA from Saccostrea echinata, 2356 nucleotides. Its product is annotated as spermatogenesis-defective protein 39 homolog. Bases 14 to 1612 code for a protein of 532 amino acids. The record is from RefSeq and is a predicted model, not a curated record. Gene Ontology annotation, cellular component: cytoplasm. The transcript has 19 exons. Gene Ontology annotation, biological process: intracellular protein transport; vacuolar transport. Lineage: Eukaryota; Metazoa; Mollusca; Bivalvia; Ostreida; Ostreidae.
UCCGGAAAGUCAAAUGGCAGCAUUAAAUAGAAGACGGGAAUCACAAGAUGAUGAAGAUUACUGGAUGAAAUCAACAGUCAAUAAAAAUAAAAGCAAGUUCAACAUUUUUGAUGAUGAUGUUACUGUGGAAACAGCUGAGGACUUGGCCAAAUCCAAGAAACUCUUGUCUCAGUUUGAUGAGGAGGAUGUAGAUACAGUUAACUGGGAUGACACUCCUGUAUCCAAGUCCAUAACAUCCUCAGCAAUUAGUGACACUGCAUCCUCUCUCCCUAAAUCCUCGUACUCUACUGUGCCCAGCACCAGAAAUGUUCCACCUUAUAUGACACAUUCCAGAUCACAGAGUGAAAGCUUUGGUGUGACAGCUCGAGUAUCUUUCACCCCUCCUUCACAGGAGCCCUCGUUUCCUGUUGUACAGUACAGUAAAUCCCAGGAGAAACUCCAGACCCUCAGUUCCUCCACUAGUGCAGUCAGUAUAGAGGACGCAAUAUCCGGUUAUAAAUCUACGAACUCUAGCUCCAGAAAUCAGGAGGAAGAAAUUCAGUACCUGAAGAGGGCACUAAGGAAAGCUAAAGAACUUAAAUUUUCACCAGAAGAGACCAUUAAGAAGAUGGUACUAGGAGAGCCAUAUAGUUUGGAAAUAUUUCGUUACAAGGAGGAAAAGCUACAACUUUUAGACAAAGCAAUACAAGUACAUGAUGGGAAUGCUAUAACUGCUGUGGUUUUAUUCCUGAAACAAACCAUCAAACCCUCACUGUUUAAUCUGGAGCUACAGAGGCGACCUGUAGCUGUCAAUCAUUAUCUCAGCUAUCUCAGGGCCCAUUAUGACUUCAAAGAACUCGGGGAUGUCCUUGGGAUGCUGAACAGAACAGAAGAGGCUGCAAUUCUGAAGUACAAACAAGCUGUGGGUACGUCUGAUGUCAGAGGAAAAAUGGCUGCAUUGAAAGGAUGCUUAAAAGCUCAUUUCCUUCCUGAUCCUGAUUUAACUCAUGAGGCUAAUUUAGUAGAGCAGCAUGCUUCCCUGCUGGAGAGACAAUGGCCAAUAGAGGAUGCUGACAGUAAAGCUGAGGCCCAGGGGAGUCCUGUAUUUAAGCAGCACCCACGUAAAGUCAGCAUCCUAAACAUGCCCCUGAUAACAACCUUGUAUUAUUGCUGCUUCUACCAUGGCAGAGAUGCUGAGAAUCUGUUGACAUCCCCUGUAGCUAUUAAGAAGCAGCACCAGUUAUCAGACAAACAGUACAUAUGGACUGCUCUGUCAGCAAGGUCAAGGUUAAGGCACUGGACAGGCAUUGAGGAACUCCUUACAGCCAAGGGCUGGUUUGGUAGCACUAAAAAUGUAUCAGUGAUUGGUUUUGACAAAGUCUGUGAAAUCUUACAUAAGACAUCAGCUCCGGAAGAGAUAUUGUCAAAGUAUCUGAGAAUGAUAGAUGGCUCCGAGAAACGAUUCAAUCUGGCCAGGAAAUACAAAUGUCAUGAGGUGGUGGUGGAGACUUUGGUAAGUUUACGAGAUCGUGCUGAACUACAGGCAUAUGCUAGUAAAUUACCACCAGGGUCCCAGGGAGUGAAGAUGGCACAGGAUGCUCUUCGUUCCUCGACAAUCAAGUGGAAAACAUGAAGAGACAGAUUGAUGGUGUCUAUCCUGUAGCUGUGAUAUUUGUUCAUGAGAGAACACAGAUUUUAUAACAAUAAUGUUUGAUUUGCUAGACUUGAUCUAGUGGUCAAACUUUGGGCAGCCAGUGGACAAACAGACUAAAAUUUUGAUUGGUAAUACAACCUUUACAAAGAGCAGAAUGUCCACUAUUUAUUCUAUAUCUAGAGUUGUUUGCCAACAAAUGAAGACAGAGAUGAUAAAAAUGGUUAAAAGUUAGAAUGUCCACUAUUUAUUCUAUAUCUAGAGUUGUUUGCCAACAAAUGAAGACAGAGAUGAUAAAAAUGGUUAAAAGUUAGUAAAUUUGUGAUUUGUGUGGGAGACUCUUUGAAAAUCUUCAUCAAAUGUUUAUACUGUAAAUGUAUUACAUGUGGGUGUGUAUUCUCUUGAGCGCCUUUGUCAGGAACCAGCUUCCACUAAAUCAAAUACAUCACCAUACAUAAACAUUAAUAUAUAUAUACAUUUAGAAAUGUACUAAAUCAUGUUGAAAAUCAAUUUCUGCCAAAUGUACAUGCUAAAUAGUAGCAAUUUGUCAAGUUCUUCUAUAAAAGAAUCAUUAGCUACUAGUGAGUACUAGCCACAAUAAGUUUGUUUUAAAUACUGGCAUAUAUAAAUAGAAAUGUACUUUCUACCUUGUGGGAUGAUAUUUGAUACACUGUAAUUGUCUAUAUAUGAACUUUAAACAUGAAUAAGACUAAGGAGUAAUUUAAA